CGUUCAUGUUGGCUUUCCCUCAUCUCAGCAACAACAUUGAACAAGAGGCAAAGCAGAAACUGUGGGCAGAUAACACGGCUCCUUGAGAAGAAGUAAGUCAUGGUCGAGGUCAAAAAAUACCACCUUCGGCCCACGAAGUUGGUGCCCAACAGUCCACAGCCAUUACUUCAUUACCGAGGGAUCCUCAAAGAAGGCGCUAGCCGGACUCCAUCCAAGAUCCACGAAGUGUUUGACCACAACGACUGGAAGACGCAAUGGAUAUUCCGGUAUGGGCCAACUCAAGAGUCGCAUUAUCACUCACGAAUCCAUGAAUGCAUGGCCGUACUGUCUGGCAAGGCGACGAUUCGGUUUGGAGCGGCAGAUCUAUCAGACGACCUACAGAAAAGCACAUACGAAGGAGCAUGCGAGAAAGGCGGAAUCGAGUUGCAAGCAGAAGCCGGAGACGUCUUCUUGAUCCCUGCUGGCGUGGCGCACAAGACGUUCAACACUAGCCCUGGGGCGCCGUUUGCUUUGUUGACGCCGGGUCAUGGCAGGGGCAUCGAGGCCGAUGACAUUAAAUCCGCCCUCGCUCAGAUUACCCUUGAGGGGUUCACCAUGAUUGGCGCCUAUCCCAAGAACUGUGGCAGUUGGGACUUCUCCCUUGGUGGCGAGGAUGUUGGCAGCUUCGAGGAAUCUUGGUCAGUGUCUAAGCCGGAGAAGGAUCCUAUUCUGGGAACUUCAAAGGAAGGCCUGUACGGUCUGUGGAAGAAUGUCGAUCAGUCUGAGACGAGGCGCAAGAGAGGUCCUCAGAUUUAUGCAAAGCUAUGAUUUAUGACUGAUUUAUAUAUAUGCUAUAUCUACCUUACCUCUACGGCUUCGCAGAUGAGCGAUCCAGCCCGCCGUUAAUUGUCAAAUUCAGCAUAUGAAACAUGAAUA
This is a messenger RNA of Exophiala mesophila, 915 nucleotides long. RefSeq lists its product as uncharacterized. The record is from RefSeq and is a predicted model, not a curated record. The coding region runs from base 100 to 807 and encodes 235 amino acids. Lineage: Eukaryota; Fungi; Ascomycota; Eurotiomycetes; Chaetothyriales; Herpotrichiellaceae. The transcript has a single exon.